This is a messenger RNA of Scophthalmus maximus (turbot), 1065 nucleotides long. RefSeq names its product mitochondrial ribosomal protein S33 (gene mrps33). Bases 189 to 500 code for a protein of 103 amino acids. The transcript has 3 exons. NCBI's taxonomy places the organism in Eukaryota, Metazoa, Chordata, Actinopteri, Pleuronectiformes, Scophthalmidae. Gene Ontology annotation, cellular component: mitochondrion. The record is from RefSeq and is a predicted model, not a curated record.
GUCAUGCGCGGUGGAGCCUUUCCAUUGUCGUGGUGUGUCUGUGAAGGUUAACGCGUAAACUGUAGCUAAAACAUAUCUGAAAAUAAAUGGAGCCACAAUAGUAAUUUGAUCAAGGUUGGAUACGUUUCAUCGGCGGUUAUACGUAGUUUACAGUAGUCCUCCGUGAGCACAGACUCAGUUCUGCAGCCAUGUCCAACUACGCCAUCCGCAUGGCCAGGCUGAGCGCUCAGAUCUUCAGCGGGGUCGUGCGUCCGACAGACUCCAGAUCCAUGAAGGUGGUCCAGAUGUUCCAGGAACCUCCCAUGGCCCAGAGGAAGGAGGUGUAUGAGUGGUACCCACAUCACAAGAUCUACUUUGCCAUGACCCAGAAGCUCAGGUUCAUGGGACUGUUCAGAGAUGAGCAUGAAGACUUCAAAGACGAAAUGAGUCGCCUGAGGAAACUAAGAGGGAAAGGGAAACCGAAGAAAGGAGAGGGGAAGAGAGCGGGCAAGAAGAAAUGAGCCAGAACUUUCCUGCUCCUUGAUCCUUUUUACAGGACUUAUGAUAUUAUGUUUUUUUUUGGCGGAAGACAGCAGUGGACUGUAAACUCUCUGUGUGUGUUUGUAUGUGUGAAGGGCCGGGCUGCUAAUCCUGAAAGAAUUCCAUUGGUCGGGUCAUGACUGUCCUGUUGCUCUGUCUGAAGCGUCACUAUGCUGGCAUGAAGAAAACCUGGGGUCAGCGUGAUACGUGAAACAUUCUCAUCUAUGUCUGACGUACUGACGUGAAUUCCAGACCUCGUAUUGUUGAACAUGCGCGGUCGUCUGCAUUUGAGUUGCAGGGGGUGAAACGGGACAGAGAAGGAAGUAGACCAUCGAAUGCUGAUUAUUUGCUUUAGAGAGUACACAUGACAAAGUGAGGCCUAUGGUCAUGCCUUUUCAAGAUUUGUGUAUUAAUAACACAUUUUGGACUAUUGUACCAUUACAUGUUGUUAGCCAAUGCUAGCUUCACUGUGAGGGAAUGGCUGGAAACUGAUGUAAAGAAACACACAUCUUUCACGUUUUGAAAAUAAAGUCAAUGUGAAAAAUG